GGCGCUGGCCUCAGUUUUCCGGUCUGUCAAAUGGCUUCUCUUUGUAUCCCUGUUGUCAGGAUCCGAAGAGACCUGUUCGCGAAGAGGCGCUGUGCAGGACAGACAGCUCAGGGGCGAGAGGCAGGGCCGUUGGAGGCUAAGGAAAUGGGUGGAGCCCAAAGCCGGCCUCGGGCUCGUGCGAGGGGUCCCUGGCUGAGCAACUGUGCACCAGGCAGCUGCGGGCCCGGCCGGGCAGUGGGACCGGUGCCAGGCCUCUGUGCCUGCUGAUGUCCCCCCGCUGUGUGUGGGGACGAGGAAGUUAACCUGUUAUGUUUCCCACAGCAGUUGGUGCUAAGGAAAUUGCAUCAGUCUGUAGCUGCAACCCCCCUCCAGACCUUCAGGCUGCGGAUAAGUGUCUGCCCACAGGGCGGUGACCUCCUUCUCCCCUUCUGUGUCUCUGUCUCUGCCUCUGCCCCUCUCCUGGGGCCACCACUUGCUGACAGCCUCACCCAUCCAUACUGAGCACUCCGCAGGCACCGGCAUCGACUGCCCUUGGUCUGACCCAGUCUUGGGGUGCAACUCCUGCAAGCAGCAGCUCUGGGCAGCGAAUGUCACGAGUCUGUGAAUACAGUGCACGGGGGACCCUGCGUUCCUCCAAUGGCAUUAUGCACAGUUCAGCAAACAUUUAUUGAGUCCAUAGGCUGCGCGCGACUCUGUUCCAAGAAUUGGGGAUAUGGCUAUAGACAAGCCAGGAAAGGUGGGGGACACGAGUGUUGAGACAGACAUCAUUCCUGGACAAUCGUAGGGGUUGCUGCCCUCAUCCUGCUCCUGGUAGCCCUGCUGGCUCGUGUCCUCGUCAAAAGAAAACCACCCCGGGACCCGCUGUUCUAUGUUACAGAUUAAGAAGCUGAGAAACGAGGUCACGGUCGCAUCCUGAGACCGGCAUUGACCCCAAAGCCCAUGACCUUUGUGGCCCGAGCCAUUACCGCCUUCAAGCGCUUCCCCUGCCGGGAACUUUGCUGGGCGUUUACUCAUUCAGUGUCUGCUUUAGCCAGGCUGCGUGUCAGACACCCCUCAGGCCCCAGCUCCCUGUAGCAGCAGCACGCGCUUUCCAUACUCCCCCCGCUUCGCUGAGAUGCAACUAACAGGUGACCUUGUGCGACUGUGAGACGGAGGCUCGUAUGACGCGAUGCGCGCAUAUGCUGGGAGAUGGUGACCACGACCAGGUCGCUUGCCUUCAGUAAGGUCCUUCACCUCCCGUAAUCACCCGUCUCUGGUGCGCGGUGGGAACAUGAAGUAUGCGGUGCGGUGUCGUCGACCACGGUCACCACGCAGCAAAUCAGAUACCGCAACUCACUUGUCUUACACCCGGAAGUUUGUUUGGUCGACAUCUCCCCGUUUCCCCCACUCACCAGCCCCUGGCAACCACCGUUCCAAGCUCUGUUUCUGAGAACUCAGCUUUUCUAGAUUCCGCAUUGUAUGCAGUGUUCGGAUUUACCAGUGUGGUGAACCUCAUCAUAGCACUGGAACAGGACGGAAUCAUUGACGGGUUUGUGACACACUACUUGAGAGAGGUCGUUCAAGAAGUGCAAGCAAAGGACCUGCUGAGAAGACCAUUUGAUUUAAUGCUGGUCGUGUGUCUCCUCGUGGCAACUGGAUUCUGUCUGUUCAGAGGCUUGAUUGCUUUGGAUUGCCCAGCUGAGCUCUGCCGAUUUUAUAUACAAUUUCAAGAGCCCUAUCUAAAGGAUCCUGCUGCUUAUCCUAAAAUCCAGAUGCUGGCAUACCUGUUCUAUUCUGUCCCUUACUUUGUGAUUGCGCUUUACGGCUUAGUGGUUCCUGGAUGUUCCUGGAUGCCUGACGUGACACUGAUACAUGCUGGAGGUCUAGCCCAGGCUCAGUUUUCUCACAUCGGUGCUUCUCUUCAUGCUAGAACCGCUUAUGUCUACAGAGUCCCUGAAGAAGCGAAAAGCCUCUUUCUAGCAUUAAACAUAGCAUAUGGAGUUCUUCCUCAGCUCUUGGCCUAUCGUUGUAUCUACAAACCAGAGUUCUUUAUAAAAACAAAGGCAGAUGAAAAAGUUGAAUAAAAGUAUUAUUUCUUCCUCUCUAGAUGACUGACUUUUAUUCCUGGUACUGAUAUUCUGUCCCAUUUUACUCCCUUCCCAUACAGCAAUACUUAAAAAUAUGUAAAUUCGGGCUCCGCACUGUAUGUGUGAGCUCUCACAUGGUAUUGUGUGGGUAAAUUUUCUUCUCUUGAAGGAUAUGUGAAGUUGAGAAACAGUUUAAAGAAAUCUAUUCAAAAUUAUUUGUGAGUAACUUGACCAUCUAUUUCAAUAUUCUGUCUGCACAUAUUAAAUAUAACUGUAAACAUAUACAAUUUAGCUCCUACAAUAGUGAGCACGAAAAUGAAACUAUUCAGAAGUGAAUAUGGCCUGUGCAUAUUAAGGAAUUUAGAACAGCAGAUACAUUCAGGAGAAAUACUUUUUGCAUAUAAGAUAUAUAUGCAUCAUUAUCAACCUCAAUAUAAAAAGCAAAUUAUCACAUUAUUUUAAAAUGUUAUUUGACAAAUGUUUCCCAAGGAAAGUAUAUUAUUCACUGCUGUUGUAAACACUGCUUUUAAUAAAAAAUUUUUUGUGAGUCUGAAUGGCUAAGGAGGGAUCGGUGACUUUAUCAGUACCCUUAAUGAAUACCUGUUUUAUUGGUGACUGGAAAUAUUUUUAUUGUAUUUCUGUGUAUAUUUUUAAUAAAUUAUUUUUGGCCUUUUAUGAAAACAAAUCUUAACGAAUUUGAAACAUUUUGUAUUUUUUUUCCAAAAGCAGUUUUGUAGUCUUUAGGAUUUUUAUUCUAAAAAUCUGUCAGUUACAUGUUCCAAUUCAAAAUGUCAGCUACAUUCUCCUUAUGCUUUACUGUGAGCAAUGAACAGGACUUUUGAGGAACUGAUUACAUUUCACUAAUUUACAAUUAAAGUAAAAUAUUCAAAGUUAAAAAGUACUCUUCAAGGAAAAAGAACUGGAUUGGCAUCCCUAGUAUCUUUUAAUGAACUUUUCAUAUCUGGAAUGAUGAGUAUAGAGAAAAAUUACAAUUUGCUACAUGAGAGAAACAAACCAGAAAUACCAGCCGCCUUCUCAGAGCCUUAGAGGGGUAGGUAGACUGGUGCUUUCAUACCCUUGGCUGCCAUAAUCGUAAUCCCAUCACCACCACCAUCAUCAAUGGCCCUGGGGUCUUAGAACUUCUCACAUUUUCUCUUCAUGUUAUUUAUUUAGCUCUUCACCAAAAUAAGAAAACAAAAAGAAAACAUUGUCCAAGUCAACGCAUGGAUAAUGUCAAGUGUGCGCAUUUAGGGUCCACUGAGCUGGUAAAUAGUAUCUGAGACGUGCAAGCCAUCAUGUAGCCAUUCCUCUCCCUCCCCCAUGUUUACAAAAAACCUAAAACCCCGAUGUUCAAAAAAAAGAAAAAAGAAAGGAAAAAAAAAAAAAGAAAA
Messenger RNA from Acinonyx jubatus (cheetah), 3457 nucleotides. RefSeq names its product transmembrane 6 superfamily member 1 (gene TM6SF1). The record is from RefSeq and is a predicted model, not a curated record. Gene Ontology annotation, cellular component: lysosomal membrane. The transcript has 8 exons. NCBI's taxonomy places the organism in Eukaryota, Metazoa, Chordata, Mammalia, Carnivora, Felidae. The coding region runs from base 1278 to 2063 and encodes 261 amino acids.